AUGACAGUCGACAUCACCGCAGCACCCCUGAAAGUCGCCAUAGUAGGAGGCGGCCCUGGAGGCCUGGCAACCGCCAUCGCUCUCCAGAAGAUACCAAGCGUUGAAGUCACUAUCUACGAGCAGGCGAGCGUGCUGCGCGAGGUUGGUGCAGGAAUCAGCAUUGGGGCGAAUUCGUGGAAGGUGUUGGAGUUGCUGGGAGUAGCUGAUCAGGUGAACACCGGACACGAGACAUAUACGGUUCUAAACCUAAACGGGAGGUCAGGCGAAGAAGUGCACCGAAGAGAAAAGCCCCAUAGCGCGACCGGAAGACCACCAAUCCGCACGCAGAGAACAAAACUACAGUCUGCGCUGCUCUCGGCCGUCAGACCUGGUACGAUCAAGCUGUCUAAGAAACUCGUGAAGAUGGAGGACCAGGGCGCAAAGGGAAUAUCGCUCACCUUCAAAGACGGCACUUCCAGCGUCGUUGAUCUUGUCGUCGGCGCAGAUGGCAUACGCUCUGUCGUCCGCGAUACCGCGUUCCCGGCGUACCCAGACACCCUCAAGUUCACCGGCACAACCAUCUGGCGCACUCUCCUCCCCUGGUCCGCAGUCUCGGAUCUCGACCCCCGAUUCGGAACUACAGCGUGGUGGCACACGCCUACGACGCACGUGUACUUCUCCCCAGUGGGCGAAGGACUCUGGGAGAUUGCCGCCAGAGCCUGGCACGAUCCCGCGGUGCACAGCGCGAGCAAAGUGAGCUGGGGCGUGCCUGUGACGAACGAGCAUGUAGAGUCGCAUUUCACAGAGUAUCUCCCGCAGAUCCGUGAAGCGCUCGCGAGGGUGUCCGCGGGAGGCUGGCGCGAGUUCGCCGCCUUCGCCGGCCCCGAGAUUCCCACGCUGACCGCGUGGUCGAACCGCGUGGUGCUUGUGGGCGACUCUUCGCACGCAUUGUCCGGGGCGUUUGGGUCUGGCGCGGGGUUCGCGAUGGAGGAUGGGUGGAUUCUUGCGAGGGCGUUGGCCUACUACGCUAACGAUACUGGUAGAGCUUUGUCGCUGUUCAAUGAGAUACGACUCCCGUACUAUGCGAGGAUGUACGAGUAUUUGGCAUCUGAGGCGGCGCGGCGGGCGAAGAAGCUGGCUGAUAUUGGGGAUCCGACAUUUGAUGAGAGAGUGAGGGGUAAGGUCAUCUCGGACGGAGGUGGAGGGCUGGAUUGGAUAUAUCAGAAUGACAUAGAAGCUGUGUGGAAGACCGCGGUAGGAUACGGUCCUACGGAUACGUCCAAUUUCGGACCUAUCCAUGCGAGCAUUUAA
Messenger RNA from Paraphaeosphaeria sporulosa, 1290 nucleotides. RefSeq names its product FAD/NAD(P)-binding domain-containing protein. NCBI's taxonomy places the organism in Eukaryota, Fungi, Ascomycota, Dothideomycetes, Pleosporales, Didymosphaeriaceae. Gene Ontology annotation, molecular function: FAD binding. Gene Ontology annotation, biological process: secondary metabolite biosynthetic process. The coding region runs from base 1 to 1290 and encodes 429 amino acids. The transcript is spliced from 4 exons. The record is from RefSeq and is a predicted model, not a curated record.